AUGACGGCAUCGAAGUCCGCACCCGCCGUUACAGUCUUCCGGGGCUUCCCCGAAAAGGGCUGUUAUACAUGGUCACCAUUUGUCACCAAGCUCGAGGCUCGCUUGCGCUUUGGCGGAAUCUAUUACAGUGUCGAGGCCGGAUCUCCGCUGAAGGCUCCGAGGGGAAAAGUGCCCUAUAUCACCCUUAUGCACGAUGGUCAAUCCCAGUCCAUCGGUGAUUCUGGGCUGAUAAUUAAUCUAUUUAUUGAGUCUGGAUAUCUCAAUGACCUUAAUUCCCAACUCUCACCUGUGGAAAAGGCCCACGACAUUUCCACUAGAGCUCUGCUCGAAGACAAACUGUAUUUCUACCAGGGACAAGAGCGAUGGAUUGAAAAUUACUAUACUAUGCGCGCCAAGAUCCUCGGGGGCCUGCCCUGGCCUGUACAAGUCAUUGUUGGCAAUUUAGCUUAUAACAAACAAGUCCGCACCUUGCGAGGCCAGGGGACAGGGACUUUCUCCGCUGAGGAAAUCACCGUCUUCCGUGCGAAUAUCUGGGAGACUCUGAAUGCGCUAGUGUCGGCUGCACAGGCUCAGUAUCAAGAUCGGGAGGGUCCAUUCUGGCUAUGGGGCGGCGAUGCACCCACUGAAGCUGAUGCAACUCUAUUUGGUUUUAUUGUUCCGGCCCUUAUCUGCGACGCAAGGUCCCCGACCACCAAGAAGGUUGUGAACAGCUACCCAGCGCUUGUGAGCUACGCCGGGCGAAUCCAUGACAAAUAUUUUCCGGAUUACAAGCGAUGGGAGUAA
Messenger RNA from Penicillium waksmanii, 783 nucleotides. Its product is annotated as glutathione S-transferase family protein. The record is from RefSeq and is a predicted model, not a curated record. Bases 1 to 783 code for a protein of 260 amino acids. Lineage: Eukaryota; Fungi; Ascomycota; Eurotiomycetes; Eurotiales; Aspergillaceae. The transcript is spliced from 3 exons.